This is a messenger RNA of Daphnia pulicaria, 2248 nucleotides long. It is a transcript of the gene thoc5, whose product is annotated as THO complex subunit 5 homolog. The record is from RefSeq and is a predicted model, not a curated record. Gene Ontology annotation, molecular function: mRNA binding. Gene Ontology annotation, cellular component: THO complex part of transcription export complex. The coding region runs from base 120 to 2180 and encodes 686 amino acids. The transcript is spliced from 10 exons. NCBI's taxonomy places the organism in Eukaryota, Metazoa, Arthropoda, Branchiopoda, Diplostraca, Daphniidae. Gene Ontology annotation, biological process: mRNA export from nucleus; positive regulation of DNA-templated transcription, elongation.
AGAAUAAAAAGAUUCAACACGUUAUAGAGUUUUGUCGGCCUUGCAUAUAGUAGACGUAGACAAGACUUAUUUAACAUAGUAAACUGGUAAACGGAACAAGCUUGGAAGCGUUAUUAACAAUGUCUAAACCUUCCAAAACUAAAAGAAGUGACUCCGAAUCUAUUAAACAAGAUCCCAAAAAAAGCAAAAAUGAUGUUUCAUCUAUGGCAGCAGCAAGUAAAGUGAAGGAAUUUUGCAAGAAUUUCAUGGACAUUGAAGACAAGGAAGUUGAAUCCCGGACAGGGGAAAGUGACUUGAAAAUAUUCAAAGAAACAUGUUGUGAAUUAAAAAGAUUGAUGACAGACAUUUUGCAAUUGAAAACAUCUGGAAAAACCGAUGAAGAAACCAGUAAAAAGAUCAUUGAAAAAAGAAUAGAAGCUUCUCUUUUGUUUGUAACAUUGAAGAAGUUAAAUCGAAUAGACAAGCUUAGAUUGAAAAAGGCAAGGGAUACAACCCAUGAUGCCAAGCAGCGUGUGGAUACAUUUCAUUUACAACUAGAAAAUCUGCUGUAUGAAGUCUUUCAUCUGAAGAAAGAAGUGGACAAGUGUUUGGAGUUCAAGUCUAAAGAUGAGGACAUUGAACUUGUUCCUGUUGAGGAGUUUUAUCAGGAGGCCCCAAGUAGCAUUUCUAAAAUGGAAUUGACCAAAAGUAAUCAACACAAAUUGACUUUGGCUCGGUUGGAAUGGGAAUUUGAACAACGGAAACGUCUUUCGGAACAGUGCCGUAGUCUGGAACAAAAUCGAGAAAAGGCAUCCAGUGAAAUCAGUCAGAAACAAAAACAACUUGAAAGCCUGUUACCCAGACUUACUUCCAUACUUGAGUCCACGCGACCCUUACAAGAAGAGCUUAAUUUGCCUGUAGAGCGAAUCAAGUUUCAGAAAGAGUUGGCUGUGUUAUUACCGGAUCCACUUUACAUUUUGUACAGUCAGAUAAAAGCGUUCAUUGAAGCAUGCGAUCCGUCAUUGCAAAUUUCUAUCGAAGGUGGAAUGGAAGAUGCUAUUAAUUUUGGGUCAAAGAAUAAAACUGGUUUGGACGAAAUUCUCGAGGAUGUUGAUUCAGCGGAAUCUGACAUGGAGACGGAAUAUGAAACAAACAAACGCUCCGCGACUUCAAAUAAAAUGAAAACAGAUUGGCAAUUGACUAGGCAUCCUUUACGUAUUCAACUUAAGAUUGAACGCGUUGUCCUUAACUUCACGUAUUUAACAACAUUAAAUAUCGUCACGGUCGACUGCAAGCCCGUUCAGCAAGACGAUGGAGUAAAUCAGAUUUGUAUGAUCGAUAAUCUCCUUUCCGGACUUUUUCCAAACGACCAUGGGGAUGAAUCGCCCAGUUGGGUCAAUUGUUUUCAAGCAAGGUCUAUGAUCAACGGUAAAAUAACUGAACAAGGAAAAUCUUACCUUUGGGCCCAACGUUUAGCUGGGUUAGAUUUCAACGGCAUCGUAAAAUCGACACCUCAAUCUUUCAUCAACACGGAAUUCGUUGAAACGGUUAUUCUUGCCCUAAAAAGUAGGAUUACUUAUCGUUUCCAGUUUGUUAAGGUUUUACACUUACUUGAAAAGGGUGAACUUGAUCUCAAUCAAGACUCAAAUGCUACUUUUCCACCAACAAUCUAUUCUCGACUCGUCUCAUGGACGUCUUCUACGUAUGAAGAAUGCCUCGUAACGUCAAAGAACCUUGAACGGCUGUUGAACUUCCUUGAAGUAAAUCCAAAAAGCCUUUCGUUUUACAAAGCAACUCUUGAAAGAGAAUCCGCAAAACUACUCGCGAUGUUCAUGGUUCCUGUAGACUACCCGAACUCUACACCAAUUUGUUCACUUGAACUUAACUGGAAUGGAAAGCACAAUAGAGAAAAUAGUGAAAUUAUACGCAGAAUCGAAGCGGAGGUUAACGUUCCCAGUACUGAACUUCCUCCUCAGCACAAAGUUGAUCUGCUGACAGUGCAAUUGAAGAAAUUGAGCCUACAUUUGGAUUUGAUUACAGAAAUCGAUGGUCAGUUAAUGAAGAAAGGAGGCGGAAGUUGGCAGUCGCAGUCUAAACCAGAAUUUGCAGCCGAGAAAAUGAUUCCCCAAUUGAUAAAAGGCCAUGAUAGAGCAUAUCCAACAAAAUAUGACACAGGAUCUGGAUUCUUUCUGCACCAUUAAUUGCCAGUUUUUUUUUUACUAAUUGCUAAAAUUCGAAAUACAUCCGAAGAAAAAAAAAGUGAAACAUU